This is a messenger RNA of Diutina rugosa, 1122 nucleotides long. RefSeq lists its product as uncharacterized. Bases 1 to 1122 code for a protein of 373 amino acids. Gene Ontology annotation, cellular component: multivesicular body. The record is from RefSeq and is a predicted model, not a curated record. The transcript has a single exon. Lineage: Eukaryota; Fungi; Ascomycota; Pichiomycetes; Serinales; Debaryomycetaceae. Gene Ontology annotation, biological process: late endosome to vacuole transport via multivesicular body sorting pathway.
AUGGAAUCCUUACCACCCUCCCUACAAACCGAUAAAAAUAUCGCCCCAUACAUUGCUCGAGCCAAUGAGGUUGCUGGUGUCAAUCCUGCCGUAUCGUACUACUGCCUUAUCUACGUGCUUGAGUACAUUUUGAACAACAAGUUGCACACCACGUCAAAGGAAGUGGAGGCGUACACAGUGUCCUUGUUGGAUGAGACGGAAUCCUUAAAGAGCUCUGAAGAACUCAAGGAUAUACUAGGGAACAAGCAAUUGAGUCUUACAGCGGUGGUCUCGUUUGCUUACAAGCUCUUCAAUCAGUGUGUACAAGAUAAAGGUACCACCAACAAAGCUGCUUUGAUUUCGAAAAUCCGGGCCACGAUAAACUUUUUGACAAUUCUACUGGUGUUUACUAAUAAUGAAGGAAUCGAUUGGGAGAAGAUCUCGGGAGGAAAGGCCCAUACCGGAGCGGAAUUUGAUGCUAUGAACAGAAAGAAGAUUAAGAUUCUUAAAGUUCAAUUGAUGAAGGUGGUCAAACUGCAAGAUGCCGAAAUGGAGGAGGAGUUGGAGCAAAUGAUUGACAAAACCCCUGAAGAUGCCUCUGAAGCACCAGCGGAAAAUCUGACAGUUGACGAUUCGCAUGAGACUGUUGCUAAGUCAAGUGUACAACCUCCCAAAUUCAUUGACAAUGAUGAUGAUGAUAAUGAUGAUAAUGAUGAUGGCAAUCUCAAAUUACCCGACACUCCUCAGGAUAACGACGAAUCUAAGCCCUCGAUUUCAUUACCGGGAGCUCCACGCAAUAAUCCCGACGAAAGUGAGAACUCACCCCAUCUUCCCCUGGCUCCCGACUAUUUACCGGACGAAGAGAUUCCCGCCCCGAAGUCUCUGGCAAUCCAUGUUAUUCACAGAGAGUCUCCGAAACCUUCACGCCCAGAGGCUGAGCGUCGACCGCUGUUUGUUCCCCUGCCGGCACCCCUGGCGCCACCAGUGACGAAAGAGACGGUGCAGACCAUUGUGGACCGAACCGAGGCGUUGGCGUCAAUCCAAAAGCAUGCCAAGUUCGCUAUUUCGGCAUUGAACUAUGAGGAUACCGAUACAGCCAAGCGUGAGUUAGAGGAGGCAUUGGCGAAGUUGAAUGCUUUGUGA